Molecule: messenger RNA, 2133 nt
Organism: Ophidiomyces ophidiicola
Lineage: Eukaryota; Fungi; Ascomycota; Eurotiomycetes; Onygenales; Onygenaceae
Exons: 3
Coding region: 1-2133 (710 amino acids)
Molecular function (GO): protein binding
Source: RefSeq, a predicted model, not a curated record
AUGUUCCCCAAAUUCCUCAAAACCCCUCGAUCGCCCGACAAGAAGAAGCCCAAGAGCAGCCCGCACGACGAGCGGCCACCGGCCCCCGAGCCCAGCACCACCACUCCUAGCACUGCUCCUCCUCCUCCUCCUCCUCGCCGCCACCACAGCCAGCGCCAGACGCCUGCCACUGCCGCCCCGCGCAGCGUCUCGGACGGCCCUGAGCCCGCCUCGCCGCGCCGUCCGCCGCCGGCCAACCCACCGCCGCCGCGCUCGCACCUCCGGUCGUCGUCCACCUGGAGCUCGCGCGACACCCGCAGCCCGCCGCCCGUGCCCGCCUCCGCGCCCGCCGCCAGCCCGCCCAAGCGCCGCUCCAAACGCGCCUCGCGCUACACCUACGACGACCACCCGCUCAACCUGCCGCCUGACGAGCUGCGCCGCCUGUCCGCCAUGGCUGCCGCCCGCGACGACGCCCGCCGCUCCCUCGAUGACCUGCCCGACCAGCCGGACACUGCUACCACCACUACCACCACCGCCCCGACCUCGCCCGCCUCGGCUGCCACGCCUACCAUGAACUCGCCUGCUACCUCCAACACCACCGAGCCCAGCAGCGUGCGUUCUAAGCGUAGCGCGGAGGAGCGUAGUCCGACCCCGCCGCCGCACAUCGUAACGCCGCCUGCUGUGGAUGCGGAGGCCUGCAAGCUGGCUGGGAACAAGUUUUUCAAGGCCGGCGAGUAUCAGAGAGCAAUUCUUGAGUAUACCAAAGCGGUGGAGGCUCAGCCGACAUCAUCCACCUACCUGUCGAAUCGUGCCGCUGCCUACAUCUCUGCCAAUAGGUACCAUGAAGCGCUGGAGGACUGUAAGCGUGCCGAUGAGCUGGAGCCCGCAAACCCUAAGAUCAUGCACCGGUUAGCACGCAUAUACACAGCUCUGGGCCGGCCCGCCGAGGCUGUGAACAUCUAUGCGGAAAUCAAACCCUCUGCCUCUGCAAAAGACAAGGCCCCUGCACAAACUAUGCUGCGCUUAGUUACGCAGGCCGAAGAGAUGUUGAAGCAGGACAAGGGUGGUGGUUCCAUGGUGCUCUACUCGCUGGACCAGGCCGUCAAAGGAUUAGGCGCGGGCAUGACACAGCCUCGGAAAUGGCUCCUCAUGCGAAUCGAGGCGUACUUGAAAAUGGGCAACGUGAAUUCGCUGGGAGAUGCGCAGAACCUUGCCAUGUCCUUGCUGCGGGACAACAACCAAGACCCCGAUGCGCUGCUGCUGCGCGGCCGCUUGUUCUAUCUCCAGGGCGAUAAUGAGCAGGCCAUCAAACAUUUCAAACGCGCGCUGAGUCUGGACCCGGACUCGACGCAGACGGUGAAAUACCUGCGCAUGGUGCAGAAGCUGCUGCGGACCAAGGAGCAGGGAAAUACAGCGUUUAAAGCUAAGCGGUACCGAGAGGCGAUCAGUUUAUACACGGCCGGUCUCGAGAUCGACCCAAGCAACAAAGAUAUCAAUUCCAAGCUCCUACAGAACCGCGCCCAAGCACAUGUUAAUCUUAAUGAAUAUGAAAAGGCCAUCGAAGACUGCACCAAGGCGCUCGCCCUCGAUCCCGCCUACUCCAAAGCGAAGCGCGUCCGCGCUAAAGCCUACGGCGGCACGGGUGACUGGGAAAAAGCGGUCAACGAGCUGAAGAGCAUCGCGGAGAGCAGCCCUGGCGAGAAGGGCAUCCAGGAGGAAAUCCGCAACGCCGAGUGGGAGCUCAAGAAGAGCCAGCGCAAAGACUACUAUAAGAUCCUUGGCGUCGACAAGACCGCGACGGAGCAGGAGAUCAAGAAGGCCUAUCGCAAACUGGCCAUCCAGCACCAUCCGGACAAGAACCGCGAUGGGGACAAGGGUGAUGAGCUGUUCAAGGAGAUUGGGGAGGCAUAUGAGGUUUUGAGUGAUCCACAGAAACGAGCGGGCUAUGAUAAUGGUGAAGACCUCAUGGACCCUAAUGACAUCUUCGCCCAGGGUGGGUUUGGCCACAUGGGCGGCAUGGGUGGCAUGGGGGGUAUGGGUGGUGGCCAGAACGUGCACAUCGAUCCAAACAUCCUGUUCAACAUGAUGAAUGGCGGCGGUGGCGGGUUCGCACGAGGCGGCCAUAACCCCUUUGAACAUGCCCACAGAUGGUGA